Messenger RNA from Capsicum annuum, 1267 nucleotides. Its product is annotated as probable xyloglucan endotransglucosylase/hydrolase protein 7. Gene Ontology annotation, cellular component: apoplast; cell wall. Gene Ontology annotation, molecular function: hydrolase activity, hydrolyzing O-glycosyl compounds; xyloglucan:xyloglucosyl transferase activity. The coding region runs from base 139 to 1020 and encodes 293 amino acids. NCBI's taxonomy places the organism in Eukaryota, Viridiplantae, Streptophyta, Magnoliopsida, Solanales, Solanaceae. The record is from RefSeq and is a predicted model, not a curated record. Gene Ontology annotation, biological process: cell wall biogenesis; xyloglucan metabolic process. The transcript has 4 exons.
CGGCUUGCUAUUAGCUGUAGUAUGUAAAUUCCCAUCGUCGUUUUCUUCCAUCUGGAUUCAUAUAUAAAGCCCACAAAGUUCACACUAUCACCACAACAUAUAUCCAAUUGUAUAAUCAUACAAUUAAUAGAAAAAACUAUGGCCACAUUGACUUGCUCAAAAUAUUCAGCUGCCCUUCUUAUAUUUCUCUAUGGCUUGACCUUUACAUUCUCAGUAGUGAGGGCACGACCAGCCACCUUUUUACAGGAUUUUAAAGUCACUUGGUCUGACACUCACAUAAAACAACUCGAUGGAGGCCGUGGAAUUCAGCUUAUUCUAGACCAAAAUUCAGGAUGUGGAUUUGCUUCGAGGAGCAAAUAUUUGUUUGGACAAGUAAGCAUGAAGAUCAAGCUCGUUCCUGGUGACUCCGCAGGAACCGUCACUGCCUUUUACAUGAACUCGGACACUGAUAAUGUCAGAGACGAACUUGACUUCGAAUUCUUGGGAAACAGGACAGGGCAGCCGUACACUGUUCAGACUAAUGUUUAUGUCCAUGGAAAAGGUGACAAGGAACAAAGGGUCAACCUUUGGUUCGACCCAUCAGCUGAUUUUCACACCUACACCAUUCUUUGGAACCACCAUCACGCCGUGUUCUCCGUGGACGGAAUACCCAUUAGAGCGUACAAGAACAACGAAGCAAAAGGAAUCCCAUUCCCCAAAUUUCAAGCCAUGGGAGUUUACUCAACAUUGUGGGAAGCUGACGACUGGGCAACAAGGGGUGGCUUAGAGAAAAUAAAUUGGAGCAAAGCUCCAUUUUACGCAUACUACAAGGACUUUGACAUAGAGGGAUGUGCAAUGCCAGGACCAGCAAAUUGUGCCUCUAACCCACGCAAUUGGUGGGAAGGAGCUGCCUACCAACAACUCAGCCCUGUACAAGCAAGGCAAUAUCGUUGGGUUCGUAUGAACCAUAUGAUUUAUGAUUACUGCACCGAUAAAUCGAGAAACCCCGUCCCCCCACCUGAGUGUAGGGCUGGAAUUUGAAAAUUUCAAACUCGUCCUUAAUUGUGUAUACAUUAUAAGGGGGAAAUUUGAUUUUUUUUUUUUUUCCGUUGAUAUGGACAGUCAAGCUUAUGUCAUAAUGCUCCGCUGUUAUAUUGUACGUAUGAUUUUAAGACUUGGGCUAAAAGUCAGAUGUCGUUUAAUUGCUGUAAUGUAUUGUUGUCUGUAUGUGUUGUACACUGUACGAGUACAGAGAGCCAAUAAUGUUUCUUCUUGUUUGAUUGAGAAA